This is a messenger RNA of Phragmites australis (common reed), 3765 nucleotides long. RefSeq names its product E3 ubiquitin-protein ligase UPL7. NCBI's taxonomy places the organism in Eukaryota, Viridiplantae, Streptophyta, Magnoliopsida, Poales, Poaceae. Gene Ontology annotation, molecular function: ubiquitin protein ligase activity. The record is from RefSeq and is a predicted model, not a curated record. Gene Ontology annotation, biological process: ubiquitin-dependent protein catabolic process; protein polyubiquitination. Bases 126 to 3617 code for a protein of 1163 amino acids. The transcript is spliced from 14 exons.
AUUCCACUCGCGAGUCGAGUCGAGUCGAGACGACCCGUGACGACAACCCCGCUCGUGGACGCGUCCAUCUCCCUCCUCCCUUCCGGAGCACGCGUGCGCCUCCCUCCGUCCCCUCCCCGCCGGCGAUGUCGGUGCCCCCGGCCGGCAACCGCCAGGUGUCCCUGAGGGGGUCGAGCGCGAGGGAGAUCACCCGCGACGCGCUGCUGCAGAAGGUCUCCGAGGAGCGUCAGCUCCGCAGCCACCUCCGCCGCGCCGCCGCUGCCGCCCUCUCCAUCCAGCGAGUAUGGAGAAAAUACUAUGUGAUAAGAAUGGUUUCAGAACAGCUCCAUGAAGACUGGGAACUAUUAAUAAACCAGCCUAACAUCAGCCUGACAAAUCAAUGGAUAUCUAGCAAGAUGCUUAGGCCAUUUCUUUUCUUCAUUACUCAACCUUCAAGCUGGUACAAGGGACAGCAGAGCAAGACUGUGAAGUCUGUCUUUACUUGCUUCAAAAUCAUCUUGAAUAGCAUAAACUCAAAGGAUGCAAGCAAAAACUUCUGUUCCUUUGCUGUGGGUAUGCCAGAAGAGAGGUCCAUUUGGCUUUAUCAGGCAAAAAAGCUGAUUUCACUAUGCUCUUCCAUUCUUGCCAGGUGUGACUACUCCUGCUGCAAGGACGGAGACAUGGUUGACAUUACUGUUAUUGCUAUGCGACUGGCUGUGUCUUUAACUGAUUGCAAAACAUGGAAAAGUUUAAAAAGUGAUAAUGCUAGAGCUGCUGAUGCCUGUGUGGAGAGUUUGAUUGAAUUUAUUGGUGCAAGCCAGAGUGCUACAUUUAAUUGUGUUAGGAAAUAUAUAAAAUGUCUUGGUCCUCAUGCUACCUCAGGGAAGAAAACUUCUGCAGCUGCAACAGAUGACCAAUUUCUGAUUACUGCAAGUGCAGUCACUGUAGCCUUGCGCCCUUUCCACUCUAAGAUAGCAGAGAGAAGUGCUGAUCUAAAUGGUUGUUCGAAGGAAUACUUCACACUGAUACUUACAAUUCCGUAUCUAUGCAAACGCAUGCCACCUCUUCUGUUGCCUGCUCUUAAGCACAUUUCUGUACUGCAACCAUGUCUCAGUAUUGUACUGAUCUACAAAGAUACAAUAUUUGAAAAAAUAAUAAAAUUGGAGCAGUCAGAGGUUUCAACUGUUGGCACCAGUAUUAUUCCUUGCUCCGGUUGGGCACUUGGAAACAUUGUAAAUUUGGCUACCGUGCAUGAUGAGUUAUCCAAUUCAGGGUGCUUCAUUCAAGGGCUAGAUUUUUGCCUAUAUGUUGAUGCUAUUAAUUGUAUUUCCCAAAACUUACUGAAAAUUUUUGAGGAAAGCACGGGAAUGUCUCAGUGUGUUGGUGAUACCGCUUUCCAUGCUGAUACAUCUCUCCCAGAGGAAGGUGAUACCAAUGACAACUGUAGCAUGAUAACAUUAUUUAUGGAUCUUCUGAAGCCAAUUUACCAGCAAUGGCACUUGAGAAAGCUUUUGAUGUUGGCAAAGGAGGAUGUUUCAUGUGGUAGGGGAACUAAUGACGAUCCAACCCUGAAGCAGAUCCAUUUUCGGAGCCUAAAAUUGUCGGAUGUCAUUUGCUUUUACUAUCACAUGCUCAGAAUUUUCUCGGUAUUUAACCCGUCGUUUGGUGCAUUGCCUAUUCUCAACAUGCUUGCAUUCACACCUGGAUUUCUUGUUGAUUUAUGGGGGGCACUAGAAAUAACUAUUUUUGGCCGAGCCCAGAAAUUACAAGAAACAGGAUAUGAUAAACAAUUGGCUACAAGUAGUUCAGGCGAGCAAAUAUCCUCCAUGAGGCAAAGAAAGAAUGUCAAGGACACAGCAAACAAGUGGGCAAAUGUGCUCCAGAAGAUUACAGGAAAAUCCAGUGAUUCAGAGGAUGGCAAUCACACUGAUAGUAUUUUAAAUUCUCAGCAAUGUAAUGAUGAUGCAUUAACUUUAUGGGAUAUUGAAACCAUGCGACGAGCAUCAGAAGGUAUUGGAAAGGAUUUAAUGUGUAUGUUGCAUCUGUUCUGUGCCAUUUAUGGGCACCUAUUACUUGUGCUAGAUGAUAUUGAGUUUUAUGAGAAGCAGGUUCCUUUUACUUUAGAGCAGCAGCGGAAGAUCGCAUCAGCGCUUAAUACAUUUGUAUACAAUUCUUUCGUUCAGAAUGGUGGAAGCUACAACAAGCCUCUUAUUGAUGUAGCUGUGAGAUGUCUUAAUCUACUCUAUGAAAGGGACAGCAGGCAUAAGUUUUGUCCUAUUUCUCUGUGGUUGGCACCUGCUAGAAAUGGUCGAAUUCCAAUUGCUGCUGCUGCCAGGGCCCAUGAGGCAGCAUUUGGUAAUUUUCCAGUAAAUCAUUCUUCAGGAAUUCCUACCCGGAACUCUGUACUUACCACAUUACCACAUGUAUAUCCAUUUGAAGAGAGAGUGCAGAUUUUUAGAGAAUUUAUUGAGUCAGACAAAGCAUCAAGAAAAGUUACUGGCGAAGUAUCUGGGCCAGGUCCAGGAUCUAUUGAGAUAGUUAUUCGUCGAGGCCAUAUAAUUGAAGAUGGAUAUAGGCAGUUGAAUUGUCUAAGGUCAAAGUUGAAAUCUUGCAUUCACGUGUCAUUUGUAAGUGAAUGCGGCCUUCCUGAAGCUGGUUUGGACUAUGGUGGCCUGUCAAAGGAGUUCCUAACUGAUCUGUCUAAAGCUGCUUUUAGUCCAGAGUAUGGGCUGUUUUCACAGACAUCAGUGUCUGAUAGCAGCUUGAUUCCCAGCAAUUCUGCUAAGCUUUUGGAUAACAGCAUUGAUAUGCUUGAAUUUCUUGGCCGAGUUGUCGGCAAAGCACUCUAUGAGGGGAUUCUGUUGGACUAUUCUUUCUCACAAGUAUUUGUGCAGAAACUUCUGGGGCGCUAUAGUUUUUUGGAUGAAUUAUCAACACUUGAUCCAGAGCUUUAUAGAAAUCUUAUGCAACUGAAGCACUAUGAUGGGGAUGUUGAGGAUCUAUGUUUGGAUUUUACUGCAAUUGAAGAGUUGGGUGGUAAAAGAAUUGUCCAUGAGCUGAGACCUGGUGGUAAAAAUAUAUCCGUUACGAAUGAAAAUAAGUUGCACUAUGUUCAUGCAAUAGCAGAUUUCAAGCUUAACCGCCAGAUACGUCCAUUUGCAAAUGCAUUUUAUAGAGGUCUGAGCGAUCUUAUUUCACCAUCUUGGCUGAGCCUGUUUAAUGCAAAUGAAUUUAAUCAGUUACUUUCAGGUGGAUUGCAGGAUUUUGAUGUGGAUGAUCUGCGGAACAAUACCAAGUAUACUGGUGGUUAUACUGAGUCAAGUCGAACUGUUAAGCUCUUCUGGGAGGUCAUCAAAGGAUUUAAGCCAAUGGAGCGUUGUUUGCUACUAAAGUUUGUGACAAGCUGUUCGCGAGCUCCAUUACUUGGAUUCAAGUACCUGCAGCCUUCUUUCACAAUACAUAAGGUUCCAUGUGAUGUAACACUUUGGGCUUCGAUUGGAGGCCAAGAUGUAGAUCGCCUUCCAUCUGCUUCCACGUGCUACAAUACGCUCAAGCUUCCGACAUACAAGCGGUCAAAUACGCUACGGAGCAAGCUUCUCUACGCCAUCAACUCAAAUACUGGGUUUGAACUCUCUUAGAGGUGUAUGCAGUUCUUUUGUUUUUUACCAUGUUAUGGUUUGCUGUAAAUAGAGGUAUAGCAGAAUUUGAUGAUAUGUGUGAAGUGACGCAAAUGUACCUUAUUCGGAAUAACAACUUAUUGGGAGGAAACGCAUGUUUCUUUUGGUA